AUGGACACGAUCGCGAUGCUCAGUAUGCGAUCAGAACUGGACCGAGCAAGACGUCCAGGAAAAGGAACGUUGCCCGCGAUAUCUGUGGACAUUUGUGUGCGGAAUUUCGGACUGUUUGUGUCAAGUGUUUAAGUGUACUGUAAACAGAUUAACCUUCCAAACAGUGUGACAGAUUAGAGAAGAUAAGGGCAACCGAUCGUUGCGUCUGGAGAUCAGUGAGCCAAAGGGUGGCAAAAAUGCGGCAACGCAUUUGGAACCGUACGUCGAUGGUGCUGCUGGCGCUGAUAGUGCUGAUCGGUGGCUGGUGCAAUGUGCUGGUGCUUGGUAUCUACGAUCCACGAACGGCACCGCACAGCAGACAUCAUGUGCACAUGAUGCCGGAGAUGCACGGCGCAUACAGCCAGGUCCAUCACCACCGGGCACAACAAGAACCGACGCCCCAGCAGUACGUACAAACGGAACACUACCAGUACGAGCAGCCACAGAAGCAACAUCCAGCGCUGAUAGGACCACAGCAACAUGGUCCUUCCGGUCCGCAGUACCAGCCGGGCACCGUUCCACUUGCACCGUACCCAGCAGACGUUCAGCGAUCCCCAGCGUAUGGACGGGCCCAAGCAUACACCCUGCAGCCAGCCUUGGUUCCUUUGGCUCCUCGCUUUGCUUACGGCGAAGAAGAUCGCUUGAUCGCAGAAACGGCUCCGGCCAAGAUUGUUCGCCCACCGGUACACGCACUGCUGAAAGACUUCAAUGGGCUGGAGUGUCCCGAAGGAAGGACGGGCCACUUCCCGUACGUGAUGGAUUGCCGUCAGUUUCUGAGCUGCUGGAAGGGCCGUGGCUUCAUCUUGAACUGUGCCCCGGGAACGCUGUUCAAUCCGGCCACGCGUGAGUGUGACCAUCCGUCCAAGGUGUCCUGUUUGCCGGUGCCAUCGUUGAACAGUGUCAGUGAGCCAGCUAAUCGUCCUCCACCGAAACUGGCCGCCUAUACCGAUCAGAGACAGCAGCCGCAACCGCAACGCCAAGAGGCACCGCAGCAGGAGGAGCUUAGUUGCCCGCCGGGUGUAAUUGGACUGCGUCCACAUCCGACCGAUUGUCGCAAGUUCCUCAACUGCAACAAUGGGGCCCGGUUCGUGCAGGAAUGUGGUCCCGGUACGGCGUUCAAUCCACUCAUCCUAACCUGUGACCAUCUGCGCAACGUCGAUUGUGACAAGUCGGCGAAUGUGAUCGUAGACUACGAUCGUCCGUCGGUGCCUUUCGUCCCGAACCCAACGUACUAUCAACCGUCGCAUAUUCCUGCCGGUUCACAGCCCGUUCCAGCAUUCGUCGCCCCGCAGGUUCCAACCCACCAGCACCAACAGACGCCUAGUGCCGGGCAGAAACCGCAACAACCGGCUUACUAUCCAUCGCAAGGUCCAGCAGGUUCACAGCCACCUCAAGGAGGUGUUAGGCCACAGGUUCCUAGCCACCAGCAAUCGCCCAACGCAGGUCAGAAACCGCUUCACUCCGACGUGGAGGAGCUAAAUCCGCAACCAACCAACCCAACAGUGGACGUGGAAUAUGAGGAGAUCGAUGCUGAUCAUGAUGCCGUCUACGAUGGGUUCGAUCUCCGGUCCAACUUUGGAGCACCGGAGGUCGAUCGCCGACAGCCGAAAGCGUCAAAACCAACCGAGAAACCGUACCCGAUCUACGUAAGACCUCCUCCGACCAAGCAGCCUCAAUCGCUGCACCGCGAUGCGGAGCUGGUCCAGAGUGUUCAGCGACCCGUGUACCUUGCACCGACGACUACGGCCCGCCCACCAGGAACGCCUUAUCCGACGGUGCGCAAGGAAGAUAUCGACAUCCAGCAGCAUCUCGACGCGCUCAAACUCAUGCUGACACCGUACAUGAAGGAACACAAGCAGGCGGUCCCGCUUAAUGCGACGAAGCUUAGCACCAUGAUGACCACAACGACGACGACGACCGAGGCACCGCCGAUUGUGCAGGUCGUUGGGCUUCCAGAGCCUGUGCCGCGGAACCCCACUGACCGGUCCUCCUCUGCCGCGCCUUACGUCCUACCGACACCGAGUGAGGUGAACGAGUUUUUCUACGGCGCAUCGGAACCGGUUCCGUUGGCAGCUUGGCCAUUGCCGCCACCGUACAUCACCGAACCGGCCGAAGGAACCCUCAACCGACAGCAUGCCUCAGCGCCAGAGUCCGCCGUCUAUCCCAUCUACCGGAGGACAACGUCCACGAGCACGACUACCACGACCACUGUGAAACCUGCGCCAUCGAUUCGUAGCCGGUUUGGUGACAACCGUCCGAACCCGUGGCGACCGAUGAAUGUUCCGCAUGUAACGACCACGAAAACAACCACACCUCCGACCACCACCACCACCACCACCACCCAAGAUCCGUGCUAUGGGAAGUUCGUCUGCGGGAACGGAGUUUGCAUCGAUGAGGCGGAAGUGUGCGACGGACGGGACGGAUGUGGCAACCGUGCCGAUGAGCUGGUGUGCGACCACAUCGGGUACGAGCUGAAGCUGUCCAAGAAGGCACAGGGCAGUGUGGAGGUGCGUGCCUUCGAUCGCUGGGGUUACGUGUGUGACGAUGGGUUCACGAUCGAGGCGGCCAACGUUGUGUGCCGCGAGCUAGGCUUCGCUGGUGGUGCGAUCGAGAUAAAGCCACACUCGUACUUCCCACCGAACGCUACCGAUCCGGACGCGUCGGACGAACAGACCGACGGGCCCUUCUUCAUGAUGGAUGCGGUGCGCUGUCAGGGCAAUGAAAGUUCACUGCGUGACUGUACGUUCAACGGGUGGGGCGUGAGCGAUUGCAACCGGGAGGAGGUAGUUGGUGUCGUGUGCCGAACACCGGUCAUGUCCUGUCCGCAGGACUACUGGCUGUGUCACGCGUCGGAAGAGUGCGUCCCGGUGCAGUUCCUGUGCGAUAAUGUGCGCGAUUGUGCGGACGGGUCGGAUGAAUCGCCGGACCAUUGUAAGGCACCGCUGCAGGUCCGACUGAUGGGAGGUCCGUCCGAUCGUGAGGGUCGGGUCGAGAUCAACUACCACGGUACGUGGGGGACGGUGUGUGACGAUGAUUUUGGUGUGCGAGAGGCACGCGUCAUCUGCCGGCAGCUUGGAUUCAAUGGGACGGCCGAGGUAAGGAAAAGCGUCUACCCACCAGGAACCGGGCAGAUCUGGCUCGAUCAGGUGGCGUGCAACGGUUCGGAACCGUCGAUCGAGGACUGUGUGCAUUGGCACUGGGGUGAACACAACUGUGGCCACACGGAGGACGUAGGGGUACGGUGCGGGGUGUACGUGCCGACGAAACCGCGCGCCGCCCGGCUGAGAGCUACGAGGCCCAACCCAAGGUUCGAUUUCGUGGAACGAUCGCGCAAAAUUCAUCCGGACUCGUGUGGGCGCGUUUUGGUGGAUCCGACGCUCCGGCAACCGACGUACGGUGCGCGGGUUGUGCACGGCUCGGAAACGGUUUACGGCCACCAUCCGUGGCAGGCGUCGUUGCGCGUGAAGACACUGCACUGGUGUGGGGCGGUGUUGAUCACGCGGUACCACGUGCUGACGGCGGCCCACUGCUUGAUCGGCUAUCCGAAGAGUACGUACCGGGUGCGGAUCGGGGACUAUCAUACGGCGGCGUACGAUAAGGCGGAGCUGGACAUCUUCAUCGAGAACACGUACAUCCACGAGCAGUUCCGGGAGGGUCAUCAUAUGAGCAACGAUAUUGCGGUCGUGGUGCUGAAGACGCCGGUACGGUUUAAUGACUACGUGCAGCCGAUCUGCCUGCCGGAACAGGAUGCAGCGUACGAACCGGGCAAGAACUGUACCAUCUCUGGCUGGGGUGCAACGGAGACCGGAUCGAAGGAUUCAUCGUACGAUCUGCGCGCCGGGACGGUUCCUCUACUUCCGGACAGUGUGUGCCGAAGGCCGGAGGUUUACGGGGAUUCGUUGAUCGACGGUAUGUUCUGUGCUGGAACGCUGGAGCCCGGUGUCGAUUCGUGCGACGGUGAUUCCGGUGGUCCGUUGGUGUGUCCGAGCGGUGAUGGACUGCACACCUUAACCGGCAUUGUGUCGUGGGGAAAGCACUGCGGAUACGCGAACAAACCGGGCGUCUACUUGAAGGUGGCACACUAUCGAGACUGGAUUGAGGCCAAGCUUAAUCAAUCCCUCCAUCAGUACGGUGUGUAAGCCGCUCGCGCUUAAUGGCUAGAGGAUGAAAACUGUACAAGGUAACAGGUAGUUUGGUAUAAAAACAAGACAAACAGUAGCAAACAGUCGCUGCAAAUGACCCUUUGAAAAGCAACAUGGCGUCAUGUAUGAUGUACCUUAAAUCCUUUCUUCCGAUCCGAUUGCAUUUCCAACAGCUUCUUCUCUUACUAGGUUUAGUGAUAUUGUUAUAACAUUGUGUGUUUUGAAAUACUAGGAUAGAAGUUUAGUAACGUAAGCAUUGGAGGGAAUUGGAACUGCGUUGAGGCGAUGGGAUAUUGCCCCAAUUGGGAUUCGGCGAUGAGCAGAAUAAAAAGCUAUUACAGAACUCGGGUUAAGAGCUAUUAGUCGAGAUACGGAUAUAACGAUAAAUCCACAUCAAUUUUGGAUUGGACACUUGUGAGUGUCUGAUGCCCCUUUGUCGAUUCCGGAAUCCUUAACCAAGCUCCUAUCUGACUGAGAACUAUCUCCAGAUGAGCAGAGACGAUGAUGGGGCCUUAUCAUCCACAGCUGGCCCAUUUUCUGUACUUUGAAAACGAAUAAAUCAGGCUUGAUACAUCGCAGGGAAAAGCACUACAACUCCUUCUGUUUUCUCAAUGCUUACGCUACUAAACUACCCUACCAGCGCGGUUUGUUUUAUAA
Molecule: messenger RNA, 4838 nt
Organism: Anopheles stephensi (Asian malaria mosquito)
Lineage: Eukaryota; Metazoa; Arthropoda; Insecta; Diptera; Culicidae
Exons: 5
Coding region: 237-4178 (1313 amino acids)
Biological process (GO): proteolysis
Cellular component (GO): extracellular region; membrane
Molecular function (GO): protein binding; serine-type endopeptidase activity; chitin binding
Source: RefSeq, a predicted model, not a curated record